This is a messenger RNA of Penicillium pulvis, 747 nucleotides long. RefSeq lists its product as uncharacterized. The transcript is spliced from 2 exons. Bases 1 to 747 code for a protein of 248 amino acids. NCBI's taxonomy places the organism in Eukaryota, Fungi, Ascomycota, Eurotiomycetes, Eurotiales, Aspergillaceae. The record is from RefSeq and is a predicted model, not a curated record.
AUGUCGGAAUCAACCAUUGUCCUCAUCACUGGUGCCAACUCAGGUGUCGGCUACGCAACAGCAAAAACCAUCAUAUCUCACCCAAAUUACCAUGUAAUACUGGCCUGCCGAGAUCUUCCGAAGGGACAGGACGCAUGUUCUCAACUCCAAACCACCGACGCCCAGGGAACGCUUUCUGUCGUCCAGCUAGAUGUCGAAGAUGACGCUUCAAUCUCCAAGGCCGUCAACACCGUGUCCGAGCAAUUCGGACGAGUCGACGUCUUCAUAAGUAACGCAGGUACAACUUCACCUGGCUCUACUGGACGAGAUAAGAUCGGAAAGAUAUUCUCCACGAACGUCUUUGGUGCAAUGCUUGUUUCCGAGGCUUUCAUUCCACUUCUCCUGCAGUCCCGUCGUCCUUGCCUCAUUCAAAUAUCAAGCGGAUUGGGUUCGCUGGCACUUGCAUCUGAUCUACAGAGUGCGCACAGUGUCGCGGCGUGGGAUGAAUACCGUAUGAGCAAAGCUGCGCUUAACAUGAUGACAAUUCAGAUGCAUAAGCGACUCAAAGACCAGAACAUCCGUGUUUUUGCCUUUUGUCCAGGCCUUGUGCGAUCCAUGCUUAGGGGGACUUCUGAAGAGGCUGUUAGUGCUCAAGGCCAUGCUGGCGAUCCUAUGGAAUCGGGGAAGGCAAUUAUGGAGAUAAUAAUCGGGCGGAGAGAUGGCGAUGUUGGCAAAUUUCUUCAUAAAGGUGGAUGUUACCCUUGGUAG